AUGACCAUCCUCGUGCUUGGUGGGCGAGGUAAAACAUCCAUCCGUCUUGCCCACCUCCUCGACAGCUCACGUAUCCCAUUUAUCAUUGCUUCUCGGACCUUUUCACUUGCAUGUCCCUACAAGCAGGCACACUUUGACUGGGAAGAUGAGAAUACAUAUGGAAAUCCCUUUAACCAGGCACUAGCAAGUCAAUUAGACCCGGUCUCGGCUGUCUACAUAGUUCCAAGUUACAAUAUCGACAACAUGUCGCUGAUUAUCAAUUUCAUCGAUCUCGCUCGUACAAAGGGUGUGAAACGUAUGGUUCUCAUGAGCGCUAGCGUCCUUGAAAAUGGUGGGCAGUACAUGGGCCAGGUUCAUGCGUAUCUCGAGUCUUUGCAAGGAUAUUUAGACUGGACGGUAUUGAGGCCCACCUGGUUUAUGGGUACGUUCAAAUACUAUUCGAGCUUAAGUCUUUCCAGUGUCUCACCUCUCUUCUCUUGA
Penicillium macrosclerotiorum is the source of this 480-nucleotide messenger RNA. Its product is annotated as agroclavine dehydrogenase. The transcript has a single exon. The coding region runs from base 1 to 480 and encodes 159 amino acids. The record is from RefSeq and is a predicted model, not a curated record. Lineage: Eukaryota; Fungi; Ascomycota; Eurotiomycetes; Eurotiales; Aspergillaceae.